This is a messenger RNA of Ambispora leptoticha, 129 nucleotides long. NCBI's taxonomy places the organism in Eukaryota, Fungi, Glomeromycota, Glomeromycetes, Archaeosporales, Ambisporaceae. The record is from the annotation of a GenBank genome assembly.
AUGUCAAAAUCUUUGAGAAAGGAAUACAAGUUAAGGAUAUCACUCUCACCUGAGAAGAAUACUCGAAAUUGGAAAGAAGAUUUCAACAGACUCACUAUCAAAGUUCUCAGUGGACUUUUGACUGGAGAG